CUUAAAUUGACGAAACGUUGGUGAAGUAUCAUGAGAAACUUUUUCCCGCUUGCAUUAUGCUGCAUUAUUCUAUUUUUCCUUAACGAGGGAAUAUCAUUAAGAUGCCGUUCGGGGAAUCAGGAAGUAAAUAUGCAAUUUCAAAAGGUACUGAAGACCUGUAAAAAGCGUUAUUCUGAUUCAAAUACAGACAGUGAAGAUUCUAUGUCUUCGGAAAGUGAUUCUAGUUCUGAAGAGGAUGUUGAUGAUAAUAAUUUUUUUUCCACAAAAAUGGAUAAGUCUCCUUACAAUCAAUCCAUGAAUACUCAAAGAUACAGAACUUCCGAAGGGAACAGUAACAUAAAAUCCUAUUCUUUCGAUCAUUCAACAAAUAGAAACGUCAGGGAUUUUCCAAAUUCAAAAAAUAUUCGUAACACCAAUGAUCGAAACUCGUGGAAUUCUUCAAAUCGGAAUAAUAAAAAAGAUGAAUUUUAUAACGAAGAUACACGCUACACUAACAAUACUGGCCAAGAACAAUCUUGUAUCGUGCAAUGUUUCUUCAACGAAUUGAACGUCGUAGACCAAAAAGGAUUCCCAGAACGAGAUUCGGUGAUUCCAUUGAUGAGUCAAAAUAUUCAAGAUCCGGAAUUGAAAGAUUUCGUUGAAGAAUCGAUCAUAGAAUGCUUUCGUUAUCUUGAAUCAAAUAAGAGGGAAAAGUGUGAAUUUUCUCAGAACCUUUUGAAAUGUUUAGCUGAAAAAGGACAUGAAAGGUGCGAAGACUGGGAAAAUUGA
Messenger RNA from Colletes gigas, 768 nucleotides. It is a transcript of the gene Obp59a, whose product is annotated as odorant-binding protein 59a. The coding region runs from base 31 to 768 and encodes 245 amino acids. The transcript is spliced from 6 exons. NCBI's taxonomy places the organism in Eukaryota, Metazoa, Arthropoda, Insecta, Hymenoptera, Colletidae. The record is from RefSeq and is a predicted model, not a curated record. Gene Ontology annotation, molecular function: odorant binding.